AAAAAAGAAGUUAAAUUCAACUCACAGCAGAGGAGGGAGGGAGCGAGGGGGGAGAAAACGCCCUGGAAACUUGGUUGAUCAAGAAAUAGGAAAGGAGUGACAUAGUCCUAACAGACUGCAACGCUGUGACUGGAAGAAGUGCUUUUCUUGGGCUGGGGAGAAGGGGAGAGGACAUGUUUUCAAGGAUGCUCAAGCUGGUGUGAGGCUUCUUGGGCGCAAAGACUGCGCACAGAAGUCAAGAAAGAAGAACCACAGCAUCAGACUGAAGCCCUUGGCAUUGCUUGAGCAAUCCAAGGAAAACCAAGGAAGAUUUUCUAUCACACCAGGGGUUAAAUAGAGGAAAACAUAAACAAGAUGGCUGAAGAGGAAGAAACCAGGGAGGUACUCUUUCCAGACUGGGAGGGUCCAGACAAAACUGGCUUGACCAUUGAACAGACAAGUGGAGGAGAGAUAUUUGUUAAGGAGGUGAAAGGAGAGUCACCUGCAGCACGAUCAGGAAAAGUAUAUGAAGGUGACCAGAUUGUGGGUGCCACUAUUUACUUUGAUAACAUGAGCUCAGAAGAAACAGCUGAGCUACUGAAGACACUGAACCGCCACAAGGUUGGACUGAAACUACAAAACAAAGACAAAUCCCCUUACUGCUCGCCCUUGAGCACACCGUGUCGUUCACCAAUGGGCACACUGACAUGGGAAGGGAAGACCCGGUUUGGAGGUUCCAGUCCAGACAUCAUCCUUAGUGGGGAUGAUGAGGACUAUAAGAGAAUAUACACAAAAAAGAUCAAACCAAGGCUGAAGUCUGAAGACCUUGCAGAGGGAGUAGAUGUUCGCACAGAACGGCACAGCAGCACAAGCAGUGAUGGCAGUACAAUUACUACCAUCACCCGCCGCAUCACUACCUACACUGUGGAUGUGCCAGGUGGCAUAAGUGAACAACUUGAACUUUCAAGCCCAGAGGUCAAGGGGCUAAGGCACGAAUCUGGAGAUGGCUCUCCUCGUAUCAGAAUCUCACAUGGCAGCCCUUCAGGUAAAGAGGGAGCAGAAGAGGGAGUUUUUGACUCAAGCAAUGUCUCUUACACUGGGCCACACAUUAGCUCCACAGAGACACGCUGGGGCAGUGGGGGAGUUAAGACCACAACAAUUACAAGAGAGGCAGAAAAAGAAAGAGGUACAGGUCUAAGAUUUAAAGGGCCAAACUUUGGAAUUACAGGUAGUGGCCAGGGAGGGUUUGAUAUCUCAAGAGGGAGUGGAGAGCAAGGGGAUGGAAUCAUUCAGGUGUCAGAAACAAGCAUGACACUGAGAGAUAGCACAAACACUGGGAGUAGGCAUGUUACAAUAGGAGGGUUGGGAGGAGCAGAGGUAAAGUCGACCGGUGAGAAUGGAGGGUCAAUUAGUCUGUCUUUACCAGGAAAAGGCAUGAUGUAUACUACAUCCAUGGAUAAAACACAGGAAGGAAGUGUUGACACCAGUUUAAGUGAGAGAACAAAGGUGAAGGUAUCUGAAAUUACCAUCAGUCACCCGCAGACAAAGGGAUCAGGCAGUAUUGAUAUUCCGAAUGUCAGACAUGGUGGAGGUUCCAUAGAUGCUGAUAUUGAAUUGAGAGGUGGCCGGAUAGGAGGAUCAGCAGUAACAUUAGGCAAUGUUACCUCAGGAUAUUCCUCAGGGCCAGGCAAGAUUUCAGUGGCAGGUGUGGAUGUUAACCUCACAAGUUCAAAGUUGAAAGGUGAAGUUGAUGUCAACCUGCCAAGCACAAAGGGAGGAAUAAAAGCAUCUGGAAUAGACACAGAAAUUCCUGGCUAUGAAACUGAGGGCACUGUGAGCGGCAUAAAAAUGUCAACAAUCAAGAUGCCUGGAUUUGGAAUGAAAGGAAUCAAGAAAGAGGGAACUAGUCUUGAGGUUAAACUCAGUGGUGAUGCAGAUAUGUCAGUACCUGUCAAACAUGAAGAGGUGCGAACAUCAGAACUAGACAUGAAAGGGACAGAUAUGCAAAUCAAAGGUUCUAGUGCUAAUAUUCAAGGGCCAGUUGUGCAUGUAAAACUUCCAGAGGCUGACGGUGACUUCACAGCACCUGAAAUAAACUCUAGCAUUCAACUACCAAAGAGUGAUAGCAAAUACAAAAUGGAGGUGUCUAGGGUUCAAGGGUUAUUUGACAUUAAAGCACCACAAGCUGUUGGUGAAAGCAGUUAUGUAAAAACAAAACGAACCAAAGCUGACAUUGAUGCUAAAGCAUUUAAAGUUGACAUUAAAGCACCAGAGGUUGAUGGUGGGGGAACUACUGUUAAAUCAGGAGGACUAGAAUUCGAGAUGUCAUCCAAAGAAGGACCGACAAUGCCAGACUGGGACAUCAACCUGAAAGGAUCCGAGCUAAAGGGAGAUGUGUCAGUUCCAAACAUUGAGGGACAAACAACAAAACCAGUUCAAAUCAAAGGACCAGAGGUUGAUACUGAAAUACAUAAAGGUGGAUCUGAGGUGCCUAAAAUCAAAAUUCCAUCGUUUGGCUUUACAGGACCUAAGGCAGAGGCUCCAGACUUUGAUAUAAAACUUACCAAACCCAAAAUUGAUGUCAAAGCCAAUGUAGGUGACAUUAAAGGAUCCAAAGUUAAUGUUGAAAGCCCGGAUGUAGACAUAAAAGCCCCAAAAGGGAAAGAUAUUGAAAUGCCUAAAAUCAAAAUGCCAUCCUUUAGCAUUAAAGGUCCGAAAGUGGAGGGUACAGAUGUUGAUGUAAACCUUCCCAAAGCGAACAUUGAUGUGAAAGCACCUGAGGUUGACAUUAAAGCUCCAGAGAUUGACAUUGAGGGCCCUGAUGCAAAAAUCAAGGGUCCUAAAGUCAAGAUGCCAACAAUAAAAGGACCCAAGAUGCCAGAUUUUGACAUCAAAGUAAAAGGUCCUAAAGUUGAGGGAGAUGUGGAUGUUUCACUUCCAAAGAUUGAAGGAGAUAUAAAAGCUCCUGAAAUUGAUAUUGAAGGACCAGAUGUCGAAAUUGAAGGCCAUAAGGGUGGAUUCAAAAUGCCUAAAUUUAAAAUUCCAUCCUUUGGAAUAAAAGGUCCAAAAGUAGAAGGCCCAGAUGUCGAUGUAACACUUCCCAAAGCCAACAUUGAUGUGAAAGUGCCUGAGGUUGACAUUAAAGCUCCAGAGAUUGAUAUUGAAGGACCGAGUGCAAAACUCAAAGGACCCAAACUCAACAUGCCAACCAUUUCAGGACCAAAAAUCUCUAUGCCAGAUGUGGAUUUCAAUCUGAAAGGUCCCAAAGUCAAGGGUGAUGUGGAUGUGUCAGCUCCAAAGAUAGAGGGAGAAAUAAAAACACCUGAAGUUGACAUCAAAGGUCCAGAAAUUGAUAUAGAAGGGCCUAAGGGUGGAUUUGAAAUGCCUAAAAUCAAAAUGCCAUCAUUUGGCUUUAAAGGUCCAAAAGUGGAGGGUCCAGAUGUUGAUGUAAACCUUCCCAAAGCGAACAUUGAUGUGAAAGCACCUGAGGUUGACAUUAAAGCUCCAGAGAUUGACAUUGAAGGCCCUGAUGCGAAAAUCAAGGGACCCAAAGUCAAGAUGCCAACAAUAAAAGGACCCAAGAUGCCGGAUUUUGACAUCAAAGUAAAAUGUCCUAAAGUUGAGGGAGAUGUGGAUGUUUCACUUCCAAAGAUUGAAGGAGAAAUAAAAGCCCCUGAAAUUGAUAUUGAAGGACCAGAUGUCGAAAUUGAAGGCCAUAAGGGUGGAUUCAAAAUGCCUAAAUUUAAAAUUCCAUCCUUUGGAAUGAAAGGUCCAAAAGUAGAAGGCCCAGAUGUCGAUGUAACACUUCCCAAAGCCAACAUUGACGUGAAAGCACCUGAUGUUGACAUCAAAUCACCAGAGCUUGAUAUUGAAGGACCGAGUGCAAAACUCAAAGGACCCAAAUUCAACAUGCCAACAAUUUCAGGACCAAAACUCUCCAUGCCAGAUGUGGAUUUCAAUCUGAAAGGUCCCAAACUCAAAGGUGAAGUGGAUGUGUCCGCUCCAAAGAUAGAAGGAGAAAUAAAAACACCUGAAGUUGACAUCAAAGGUCCAGAGCUUGACAUUGAAGGGCCUAAGGGUGGAUUUGAAAUGCCGAAAAUCAAAAUGCCAUCAUUUGGCUUUAAAGGUCCAAAAGUGGAGGGUCCAGAUGUUGAUGUAAACCUUCCCAAAGCCAACAUUGAUGUGAAAGCACCUGAGGUUGACAUUAAAGCUCCAGAGAUUGACAUUGAGGGCCCUGAUGCAAAAAUCAAGGGACCCAAAGUCAAGAUGCCAACACUAAAGGGACCCAAGAUGCCAGAUUUUGACAUCCAGCUAAAAGGUCCUAAAAUUGAGGGAGAUGUGGAUGUUUCACUUCCAAAGAUUGAAGGAGAAAUAAAAGCUCCUGAGGUUGAUAUUGAAGGACCAGAUGUCGACAUUGAAGGCCAUAAAGGUGGAUUCAAAAUGCCUAAAUUUAAAAUUCCAUCCUUUGGAAUGAAAGGUCCAAAAGUAGAAGGCCCAGAUGUCGAUGUAACACUUCCCAAAGCCAACAUUGACGUGAAAGCACCUGACGUUGACAUCAAAUCACCAGAGCUUGAUAUUGAAGGACCGAGUGCAAAACUCAAAGGACCCAAAUUCAACAUGCCAACAAUUUCGGGACCGAAACUUUCCAUGCCAGAUGUGGAUUUCAAUCUGAAAGGUCCCAAAGUCAAAGGUGAUGUGGAUGUGUCAGUUCCAAAGAUAGAGGGAGAAAUACAAACACCUGAAGUCGACAUCAAAGGUCCAGAGGUGGACAUCGAAGGGUCUAAGGGUGGAUUUGAAAUGCCUAAAAUCAAAAUGCCAUCAUUUGGCUUUAAAGGUCCAAAAGUGGAAGGUCCGGAUGUUGAUAUAAACCUUCCCAAAGCCAACAUCGAUGUGAAAGCACCUGAGGUUGACAUUAAAGCUCCAGAGAUUGACAUUGAGGGCCCUGAUGCAAAAAUCAAGGGACCUAAAGUCAAGAUGCCAGCAAUAAAAGGACCCAAGGUGCCAGAUUUUGACAUCAAACUAAAGGGUCCUAAAAUUGAGGGAGAUGUGGAUGUUUCACUUCCAAAGAUUGAAGGAGAAAUAAAAACUCCAGAAGUUGAUAUUGAAGGACCAGAUGUCGACAUUGAAGGCCACAAAGGCGGAUUCAAAAUGCCUAAAUUUAAAAUUCCAUCCUUUGGAAUGAAAGGUCCAAAAGUAGAAGGCCCAGAUAUCGAUGUAACACUUCCCAAAGCCAACAUUGAUGUGAAAGUACCUGAUGUUGACAUCAAAUCACCAGAGCUUGAUAUUGAAGGACCGAGUGCAAAACUCAAAGGACCCAAACUCAACAUGCCAACCAUUUCGGGACCGAAACUCUCCAUGCCAGAUGUGGAUUUCAAUCUGAAAGGUCCCAAAGUCAAAGGUGAAGUGGAUGUGUCCGCUCCAAAGAUAGAGGGAGAAAUAAAAACACCUGAAAUUGACAUCAAAGGUCCAGAGCUUGACAUCGAAGGGUCUAAGGGUGGAUUUGAAAUGCCUAAAAUCAAAAUGCCAUCAUUUGGCUUUAAAGGUCCAAAAGUGGAGGGUCCAGAUAUUGAUAUAAACCUUCCCAAUGCCAACAUUGAUGUGAAAGCACCUGAAGUUGACAUUAAAGCUCCAGAGAUUGACAUUGAGGGCCCCGAUGCAAAAAUCAAGGGACCAAAAGUCAAGAUGCCAACAAUGAAAGGACCCAAGGUCCCAGAUUUUGACAUCAAAGUAAAAGGUCCUAAAGUUGCGGGAGAUCUGGAUGUUUCACUUCCAAAGAUUGAAGGAGAAAUAAUAGCCCCUGAAGUUGAUAUUGAAGGACCAGAUGUCGACAUUGAAGGCCAUAAAGGUGGAUUCAAAAUGCCUAAAUUUAAAAUUCCAUCCUUUGGAAUGAAAGGUCCAAAAGUAGAAGGCCCAGAUGUCGAUGUAACACUUCCCAAAGCCAACAUUGACGUGAAAGCACCUGACGUUGACAUCAAAUCACCAGAGCUUGAUAUUGAAGGACCGAGUGCAAAACUCAAAGGACCCAAAUUCAACAUGCCAACAAUUUCAGGACCAAAACUCUCCAUGCCAGAUGUGGAUUUAAAUCUGAAAGGUCCCAAACUCAAAGGUGAUGUGUCAGCUCCAAAGAUAGAGGGAGAAAUAAAAACACCUGAAGUUGACAUCAGAGGUCCAGAAAUUGACAUUGAAGGGCCUAAGGGUGGAUUUGAAAUGCCUAAGAUCAAAAUGCCAUCAUUUGGCUUUAAAGGUCCAAAAGUGGAGGGUCCAGAUGUUGAUAUAAACCUUCCCAAAGCCAACAUUGAUGUGAAAGCACCUGAGGUUGAAAUUAAAGCUCCAGAGAUUGACAUUGAGGGCCCUGACGCAAAAAUCAAGGGACCCAAAGUCAAGAUGCCAACAAUUUCAGGACCAAAACUCUCCAUGCCAGAAGUGGAUUUCAAUCUGAAAGGUCCCAAAGUCAAGGGUGAUGUGGAUGUGUCAAUUCCAAAGAUUGAAGGAAACAUAGCAGCACCCAAAGUGGACAUUAAAGUUCCGGACAUUGACAUUGAAGGAACAAAAGGCGGAAUUGAAAUACCUAAAAUCAAAAUUCCAUCCUUUGGAAUAAAAAGUCCAAAAGUAGAAGGCCCAGAUGUUGACGUAACCCUUCCCAAAGCCAACAUUGAUGUGAAAGCGCCUGACGUUGACAUCAAAUCACCAGAGCUUGAUAUUGAAGGACCGAGUGCAAAACUCAAAGGACCCAAAUUCAACAUGCCGACAAUUUCAGGACCGAAACUCUCCAUGCCAGAUGUGGAUUUCAGUGUAAAAGGUCCAAAAGUCAAGGCUGAUGUGGAUUUGCCAGCUCCAAAGAUAGAGGGAGAAAUAAAAACACCUGAAAUUGACAUCAAAGGCCCUAACCUUGAUUUUGAAUCUCCAGCAGGAGAAUUUACUGGGCCAAAGAUGAAGUUACCAAAAAUAUCUGGACCUAAAAUGUCAUUGCCAGAUCACAUCAACCUUAAGGGGCCAAAGUUGAAGGGUGAUGUGAAAGGAGAUGUUCAACUGCCAAAAGCUGAACUUCAGGGACCAGAUGUUACAGUUGAUGUUCCAGAAAUUAGCACAAAGAAAACAAAAUUUAAAAUGCCAAAGUUUGGAUUUAAGGGUCCAAAGAUAAAGGCCCCAGAAACUGAUGUGAAACUGGGUCAAGGGGAUAUCAGUAUCAAGGGAAAAACUGGUAGCUCAGAAGGUCUUGAUGUUGACCUAGGAUUGCCUGGUCCAAAGACUAAAGGAUCCAAAUUCAAGAUGCCAAAAUUUGGUUUCAAAGGCCCAAAGGCUGAAUUGCCAGAAGUUGAUGUUAAUCUUCCCAAAGCUGAUAUGAACAUUGAAGGACCAGAUGUUAACAUUGAGAAUCUUGAUGGCAAAAUCAAAGGAACAAAACUGAAAAUGCCAGAGGUUGACUUUGAGAGUCCUAGUGGCAAGAUCAAAGGACCCAAAUUCAACAUGCCAACCAUUUCAGGACCAAAAAUUUCUAUGCCAGAUGUGGAUUUCAAUCUAAAAGGUCCCGAACUCAAAGGUGGUGUGGAUGUGUCAGUUCCAAAGAUUAAAGGAGACAUAAAAGCACCUGAAGUUGAAAUCAAAGUUCCAGAGGUUGACAUUGAAGGUCCUAAAGGUGGAUUUGAGAUGCCUAAAAUCAAAAUGCCAUCAUUUGGCAUCAAAGGUCCAAAAGUGGAGGGUCCAGAUGUUGAUAUUAAUCUCCCCAAAGCAAACAUUGAUUUUAAGGGACCUAAAGUUGACAUUAAAGGGCCGGAAGUUGAUGCUGAUGGUUCUGAUGCAAAACUGAAAGGCCCGAAAAUCAAACUGCCAUCAAUAUCAGGACCCAAGCUUCCAGAUUGGGAUAUCAAUCUGAAAAGACCCAAUCUAAAGGGAGAUGUGAGUGUGGUAGGUCCCAAUAUUGAGGGAGAUAUAGAAGCUCCUAAAGUAGACAUUGAAGUACCAGAAGUUGACUUGGAGAGUCCUAGUGGCAAGAUCAAGGGACCCAAAUUCAAAAUGCCAAUUAUCUCAGGGCCAAAAAUCUCUAUGCCAGAUGUGGAUUUCAAUCUGAAAGGUCCCAAACUCAAAGGUGAUGUGGAUGUGUCAGCUCCAAAGAUUGAAGGAGACAUAAAAGCACCUGAUGUUGACAUCAAAGGUCCAGAGGUUGAUAUCGAAGGUCCUAAAGGUGGAUUUGACAUGCCCAAAAUCAAAAUGCCAUCAUUUGGCUUUAAAGGUCCAAAUGUGGAGGGUCCAGAUGUUGAUAUAAAACUUCCCAAGGCUAAUAUUGAUGUUAACCCACCCGAAGUUGACAUUAAAGGAUCAGGAGUUGAUGUUGAAGGUCCUGAUGUAAAACUCAAAGGACCAAGAAUCAAACUGCCAUCACUAUCAGGACCCAGGAUGCCAGAUUGGGACAUUAGUCUGCAAGGGCCCAAAAUGAAGGGAGAUGUCGACGUGUCAGUUCCAAAGAUCGAGGGUGAUAUGAAAGCUCCCAAGCUGGAAAUUGAAGGGCCAGAUGUUGACCUUGAGGGACACAAAGGAGGAUUUAAAAUGCCUAAAUUCAAAAUGCCAUCCUUUGGGGUGAAAGGUCCAAAUGUAGAAGGGCCUGAAGUUGAUGUCAACCUCCCAAAAGCUGAUAUUGAUAUUAAAGCCCCUGAAUUGGAUAUCAAAGGACCAGAAAUUGACUUUGAGAGUCCUAGUGGCAAGAUCAAAGGACCCAAAUUCCACAUGCCAACCAUUUCAGGGCCAAAAAUCUCUAUGCCAGAUGUGGAUUUUAAUCUGAAAAGUCCCAAACUCAAAGGUGAUGUGGACGCGUCAGCCCCAAAGAUUGAAGGAGACAUAAAAGGACCUGAAAUUGACAUUAAAUGUCCAGAGGUUGAUAUCGAAGGUCCUAGAGGUGGUUUUGAGAUGCCUAAAAUCAAAAUGCCAUCAUUUGGCUUUAAAGGUCCAAAACUGGAGGGUCCAGAUAUUGACAUAAACCUCCCCAAAGCAAACAUUGAUGUAAAGGCACCUAAAGUUGACAUUAAAGGGCCGGAAUUUGACGUUGAAGGUCCCGAUGCAAAACUCAAAGGGCCCAAAAUCAAACUGCCAUCAAUAUCAGGUCCCACAAUGCCAGAUUGGGACAUUAGUCUGAAAGGGCCCAAAAUGAAGGGAGAUGUCGACGUGUCAGUUCCAAAGAUCGAGGGUGAUAUAAAAGCUCCCAAGCUGGACAUUGAAGGACCAGAUGUUGACAUUGAAGGCCACAAAGGAGGAUUUAAAAUGCCUAAAUUCAAAAUGCCAUCCUUUGGGGGGAAAGGUCCGAAACUUGAAGGGCCAGAAGUUGAUGUCAGCCUCCCGAAAGCUGAUAUUGAUAUUAAAGCCCCUGAAUUGGAUAUCAAAGGACCAGAAGUUGACUUUGAGAGUCCUAGUGGCAAGAUCAAAGGACCCAAAUUCAACAUGCCAACAAUUUCAGGACCAAAAAUCUCCAUGCCAGAUGUGGAUUUCAAUAUGAAAGGUCCCAAACUCAAAGGUGAUGUGGACGUGUCAGCUCCAAAGAUUGAAGGAGACAUAAAAGGACCUGAAAUUGAUAUCAAAUGUCCAGAGGUUGACAUUGAAGGUCCUAAAGGUGGAUUUGAGAUGCCUAAAAUCAAAAUGCCAUCAUUUGGCAUCAAAGGUCCAAAAGUGGAGGGUCCAGAUGUUGAUAUUAAUCUCCCCAAAGCAAACAUUGAUGUUAAGGCACCUGAAGUUGACAUUAAAGGGCCGGAAGUUGAUGUUGAAUGCCCUGAUGCAAAACUCAAAGGGCCCAAAAUCAAACUGCCAUCAAUAUCAGGACCCAAGCUUCCAGAUUGGGACAUUAGUCUGAAAGGGCCCAAAAUGAAGGGCGAUGUUGAUGUGUCAGUUCCGAAGAUUGAGGGUGAUAUAAAAGCUCCUGACGUUGACAUUGAAGGACCAGAUUUUGACAUUGAAGGCCACAAAGGAGGAUUUAAAAUGCCUAAAUUCAAAAUGCCAUCCUUUGGGGGGAAAGGUCCGAAUGUAGAAUUGCCAGAGGUUGAAGUCAACCUCCCAAAAACUGAUAUUGAUAUUAAAGCCCCUGAAUUGGAUAUCAAAGGACCAGAAGUUGACUUUGAGAGUCCUAGUGGCAAGAUCAAAGGACCCAAAUUCAACAUGCCAACCAUUUCAGGACCGAAAAUCUCUAUGCCAGAUGUGGAUUUCAAUCUGAAAGGUCCCAAACUAAAAGGUGAUAUGGAUGCGUCAGGUCCAAAGAUUGAAGGAGACAUAAGAGCACCUGAAGUUGAUAUCAAAGGUCCAGAGGUUGAAAUUGAGGGAUCGAAGGGUGGUUUUGAGAUGCCUAAAAUCAAAAUGCCAUCAUUUGGCUUUAAAGGUCCAAAUGUGGAGGGUCCAGAUAUUGAUAUUAAUCUCCCCAAAGCAAACAUUGAUUUUAAGUCACCUGAAAUUGAUUUGAAAGGGCCCGAAGUUGAUGUUGAAUGCCCUGAUGCAAAACUCAAAGGACCCAAAUUUAAGCUUCCCUCCAUAUCAGGUCCCACAAUGCCAGAUUGGGACAUUAGUCUGAAAGGACCAAAAUUAAAGGGAGACGUAGAUAUGUCAGUUCCAAAGAUCGAGGGUGAUAUAAAAGCUCCCAAGCUGGACAUUGAAGGACCAGAUGUUGACAUUGAAGGCCACAAAGGAGGAUUUAAAAUGCCUAAAUUCAAAAUGCCAUCCUUUGGGGGGAAAGGUCCAAAACUUGAAGGGCCAGAAGUUGAUGUCAGCCUCCCAAAAGCUGAUAUUGAUAUUAAAGCCCCUGAAUUGGAUAUCAAAGGACCAGAAGUUGACUUUGAGAGUCCUAGUGGCAAGAUCAAAGGACCCAAAUUCAACAUGCCAACCAUUUCAGGACCGAAAAUCUCCAUGCCAGAUGUGGAUUUCAAUAUGAAAGGUCCCAAACUCAAAGGUGAUAUGGAUGUGUCAGGUCCAAAGAUUGAAGGAGACAUAAAAGGACCUGAAGUUGAUAUCAAAGGUCCUGAGGUUGAUAUUGAGGGAUCAAAGGGUGGUUUUGAGAUGCCUAAAAUUAAGAUGCCAUCAUUUGGCUUUAAAGGUCCAAAACUGGAGGGUCCAGAUGUUGAUAUUAAUCUCCCAAAAGCAAACAUUGAUUUUAAGUCACCUGAAAUUGAUUUGAAAGGGCCGGAAGUUGAUAUUGAAUGCCCUGAUGCAAAACUCAAAGGACCCAAAUUUAAGCUUCCCUCCAUAUCAGGUCCCACAAUGCCAGAUUGGGACAUUAGUCUGAAAGGGCCCAAAAUGAAGGGAGAUGUUGAUGUGUCAGUUCCAAAGAUCGAGGGUGAUAUAAAAGCUCCUAAGCUGGACAUUGAAGGACCAGAUGUUGACAUUGAAGGCCACAAAGGAGGAUUUAAAAUGCCUAAAUUCAAAAUGCCAUCCUUUGGGGGGAAAGGUCCAAAACUUGAAGGGCCAGAAGUUGAUGUCAGCCUCCCGAAAGCUGAUAUUGAUAUUAAAGCCCCUGAAUUGGAUAUCAAAGGACCAGAAGUUGACUUUGAGAGUCCUAGUGGCAAGAUCAAAGGACCCAAAUUCAACAUGCCAACCAUUUCAGGACCGAAAAUCUCCAUGCCAGAUGUGGAUUUCAAUAUGAAAGGUCCCAAACUCAAAGGUGAUAUGGAUGUGUCAGGUCCAAAGAUUGAAGGAGACAUAAAAGCACCUGAAGUUGAUAUCAAAGGUCCAGAGGUUGAUAUUGAGGGAUCGAAGGGUGGUUUUGAGAUGCCUAAAAUCAAAAUGCCAUCAUUUGGCUUUAAAGGUCCAAAACUGGAGGGUCCAGAUGUUGAUAUUAAUCUCCCAAAAGCAAACGUUGAUUUUAAGUCACCUGAAAUUGAUUUGAAAGGGCCGGAAGUUGAUAUUGAAUGCCCUGAUGCAAAACUCAAAGGACCCAAAUUUAAGCUUCCCUCCAUAUCAGGUCCCACAAUGCCAGAUUGGGACAUUAGUCUGAAAGGGCCCAAAAUGAAGGGGGAUGUCGACGUGUCAGUUCCAAAGAUCGAGGGUGAUAUAAAAGCUCCCAAGAUGGACAUUGAAGGACCAGAUAUUGACAUUGAAGGCCACAAAGGAGGAUUUAAAAUGCCUAAAUUCAAAAUGCCAUCCUUUGGGGGGAAAGGUCCAAAACUUGAAGGGCCAGAAGUUGAUGUAAACCUCCCGAAAGCAGAUAUUGAUAUUAAAGCCCCUGAAUUGGAUAUCAAAGGACCAGAAGUUGACUUUGAGAGUCCUAGUGGCAAGAUCAAAGGACCCAAAUUCCACAUGCCAACCAUUUCAGGACCGAAAAUCUCUAUGCCAGAUGUGGAUUUCAAUAUGAAAGGUCCCAAACUCAAAGGUGACGUGGAUGUGUCAGGUCCAAAGAUUGAAGGAGACAUAAAAGCACCUGAAGUUGAUAUCAAAGGUCCAGAGGUUGAUAUCGAGGGAUCGAAGGGUGGUUUUGAGAUGCCUAAAAUCAAAAUGCCAUCAUUUGGCUUUAAAGGUCCAAAAGUGGAGGGUCCAGAUGUUGAUAUUAAUCUCCCCAAAGCAAACAUUGAUUUUAAAUCACCUGAAAUUGAUUUGAAAGGGCCCGAAGUUGAUGUUGAAUGCCCUGAUGCAAAACUCAAAGGACCCAAAUUUAAGCUUCCCUCCAUAUCAGGUCCCACAAUGCCAGAUUGGGACAUUAGUCUGAAAGGGCCCAAAAUGAAGGGAGAUGUUGAUGUGUCAGUUCCAAAGAUCGAGGGUGAUAUAAAAGCUCCCACGCUGGACAUUGAAGGACCAGAUGUUGACAUUGAAGGCCACAAAGGAGGAUUUAAAAUGCCUAAAUUCAAAAUGCCAUCCUUUGGGGGGAAAGGUCCAAAACUUGAAGGGCCAGAAGUUGAUGUCAGCCUCCCGAAAGCUGAUAUUGAUAUUAAAGCCCCUGAAUUGGAUAUCAAAGGACCAGAAGUUGACUUUGAGAGUCCUAGUGGCAAGAUCAAAGGACCCAAAUUCAACAUGCCAACCAUUUCAGGACCAAAAAUCUCCAUGCCAGAUGUGGAUUUCAAUAUGAAAGGUCCCAAACUCAAAGGUGAUAUGGAUGUGUCAGGUCCAAAGAUUGAAGGAGACAUAAAAGGACCUGAAGUUGAUAUCAAAGGUCCAGAGGUUGAUAUUGAGGGAUCGAAGGGUGGUUUUGAGAUGCCUAAAAUCAAAAUGCCAUCAUUUGGCUUUAAAGGUCCAAAACUGGAGGGUCCAGAUGUUGAUAUUAAUCUCCCAAAAGCAAACAUUGAUUUUAAGUCACCUGACAUUGAUUUGAAAGGGCCGGAAGUUGAUGUUGAUUGCCCUGAUGCAAAACUCAAAGGACCCAAAUUUAAGCUUCCCUCCAUAUCAGGUCCCACAAUGCCAGAUUGGGACAUUAGUCUGAAAGGGCCCAAAAUGAAGGGAGAUGUUGAUGUGUCAGUUCCAAAGAUCGAGGGUGACAUAAAAGCUCCCAAGCUGGACAUUGAAGGACCAGAUGUUGACAUUGAAGGCCACAAAGGAGGAUUUAAAAUGCCUAAAUUCAAAAUGCCAUCCUUUGGGGGGAAAGGUCCGAAACUUGAAGGGCCAGAAGUUGAUGUCAGCCUCCCGAAAGCUGAUAUUGAUAUUAAAGCCCCUGAAUUGGAUAUCAAAGGACCAGAAGUUGACUUUGAGAGUCCUAGUGGCAAGAUCAAAGGACCCAAAUUCCACAUGCCAACCAUUUCAGGACCGAAAAUCUCCAUGCCAGAUGUGGAUUUCAAUCUGAAAGGUCCCAAACUCAAAGGUGAUAUGGAUGUGUCAGGUCCAAAGAUUGAAGGAGACAUAAAAGCACCUGAAGUUGAUAUCAAAUGUCCAGAGGUUGAAAUCGAGGGAUCUAAAGGUGGAUUUGAGAUGCCUAAAAUCAAAAUGCCAUCAUUUGGCUUUAAAGGUCCAAAAGUGGAGGGUCCAGAUGUUGAUAUUAAUCUCCCAAAAGCAAACAUUGAUUUUAAAUCACCUGAAAUUGAUUUGAAAGGGCCCGAAGUUGAUGUUGAAUGCCCUGAUGCAAAACUCAAAGGACCCAAAUUUAAGCUUCCCUCCAUAUCAGGUCCCACAAUGCCAGAUUGGGACAUUAGUCUGAAAGGGCCUAAAAUGAAGGGGGAUGUCGACGUGUCAGUUCCAAAGAUCGAGGGUGAUAUAAAAGCUCCCAAGCUGGACAUUGAAGGACCAGAUGUUGACAUUGAAGGCCACAAAGGAGGAUUUAAAAUGCCUAAAUUCAAAAUGCCAUCCUUUGGGGGGAAAGGUCCAAAACUUGAAGGGCCAGAAGUUGAUGUCAGCCUCCCGAAAGCUGAUAUUGAUAUUAAAGCCCCUGAAUUGGAUAUCAAAGGACCAGAAGUUGACUUUGAGAGUCCUAGUGGCAAGAUCAAAGGACCCAAAUUCCACAUGCCAACCAUUUCAGGACCGAAAAUCUCUAUGCCAGAUGUGGAUUUCAAUCUGAAAGGUCCCAAACUCAAAGGUGAUGUGGACGUGUCAGCUCCAAAGAUUGAAGGAGACAUAAAAGCACCUGAAGUUGAUAUCAAAGGUCCUGAGGUUGAUAUCGAGGGAUCAAAGGGUGGUUUUGAGAUGCCUAAAAUUAAGAUGCCAUCAUUUGGCUUUAAAGGUCCAAAACUGGAGGGUCCAGAUGUUGAUAUCAAUCUCCCAAAAGCAAACAUUGAUUUUAAAUCACCUGAAAUUGAUUUGAAAGGGCCCGAAGUUGAUGUUGAAUGCCCCGAUGCAAAACUCAAAGGACCCAAAUUUAAGCUUCCCUCCAUAUCAGGUCCCACAAUGCCAGAUUGGGACAUUAGUCUGAAAGGGCCCAAAAUGAAGGGGGAUGUCGACGUGUCAGUUCCAAAGAUCGAGGGUGAUAUAAAAGCUCCCAAGCUGGACAUUGAAGGACCAGAUGUUGACAUUGAAGGCCACAAAGGAGGAUUUAAAAUGCCUAAAUUCAAAAUGCCAUCCUUUGGGGGGAAAGGUCCAAAACUUGAAGGGCCAGAAGUUGAUGUCAGCCUCCCGAAAGCUGAUAUUGAUAUUAAAGCCCCUGAAUUGGAUAUCAAAGGACCAGAAGUUGACUUUGACAGUCCUAGUGGCAAGAUCAAAGGACCCAAAUUCCACAUGCCAACCAUUUCAGGACCGAAAAUCUCUAUGCCAGAUGUGGAUUUCAAUCUGAAAGGUCCCACACUCAAAGGUGAUGUGGACGUGUCAGCUCCAAAGAUUGAAGGAGACAUAAAAGCACCUGAAGUUGAUAUCAAAGGUCCUGAGGUUGAUAUCGAGGGAUCAAAGGGUGGUUUUGAGAUGCCUAAAAUUAAGAUGCCAUCAUUUGGCUUUAAAGGUCCAAAACUGGAGGGUCCAGAUGUUGAUAUUAAUCUCCCAAAAGCAAACAUUGAUUUUAAGUCACCUGAAAUUGAUUUGAAAGGGCCGGAAGUUGAUGUUGAAUGCCCUGAUGCAAAACUCAAAGGACCCAAAUUUAAGCUUCCCUCCAUAUCAGGUCCCACAAUGCCAGAUUGGGACAUUAGUCUGAAAGGGCCUAAAAUGAAGGGGGAUGUCGACGUGUCAGUUCCAAAGAUCGAGGGUGAUAUAAAAGCUCCUAAGCUGGACAUUGAAGGACCAGAUGUUGACAUUGAAGGCCACAAAGGAGGAUUUAAAAUGCCUAAAUUCAAAAUGCCAUCCUUUGGGGGGAAAGGUCCAAAACUUGAAGGGCCAGAAGUUGAUGUCAGCCUCCCGAAAGCUGAUAUUGAUAUUAAAGCCCCUGAAUUGGAUAUCAAAGGACCAGAAGUUGACUUUGAGAGUCCUAGUGGCAAGAUCAAAGGACCCAAAUUCCACAUGCCAACCAUUUCAGGACCAAAAAUCUCCAUGCCAGAUGUGGAUUUCAAUAUGAAAGGUCCCAAACUCAAAGGUGAUAUGGAUGUGUCAGGUCCAAAGAUUGAAGGAGACAUAAGAGCACCUCAAAUUGACAUUAAAUGUCCAGAGGUUGAUAUUGAAGGUCCUAAAGGUGGAUUUGAGAUGCCUAAAAUCAAAAUGCCAUCAUUUGGCAUCAAAGGUCCAAAACUGGAGGGUCCAGAUGUUGACAUAAACCUCCCAAAAGCUAACAUUGAUGUUAAAGGACCUAAAGUUGACAUUAAAGGGCCGGAAGUUGACGUUGAAGGUCCUGAUGCAAAACUCAAAGGACCCAAAUUUAAGCUUCCCUCCAUAUCAGGUCCCACAAUGCCAGAUUGGGACAUUAGUCUGAAAGGGCCUAAAAUGAAGGGGGAUGUCGACGUGUCAGUUCCAAAGAUCGAGGGUGACAUAAAAGCUCCUAAGCUGGACAUUGAAGGACCAGAUGUUGACAUCGAAGGUCACAAAGGAGGAUUUAAAAUGCCUAAAUUCAAAAUGCCAUCCUUUGGAGUAAAAGGCCCAAAUGUGGAAGGGCCAGAAGUUGAUGUCAGCCUCCCAAAAGCUGAUAUUAAUAUUAAAGCUCCUGAAUUGGAUAUUAAAGGACCAGAAGUUGACUUUGAGAGUCCUAGUGGCAAGAUCAAAGGACCCAAAUUCAACACACCAACCAUUUCAGGACCGAAAAUCUCUAUGCCAGAUGUGGAUUUCAAUAUGAAAGGUCCCACACUCAAAGGUGAUGUGGAUGUGUCAGGUCCAAAGAUUGAAGGAGACAUAAAAGCACCUGAAGUUGACUUCAAAGGUCCAAAGGUUGAUAUCGAAGGUCCUAAAGGUGGAUUUGAGAUGCCCAAAAUCAAAAUGCCAUCAUUUGGCAUCAAAGGUCCAAGACUGGAGGGUCCAGAUGUUGACAUAAAUCUCCCAAAAGCUAACGUUGACGUUAAGGGACCUAAAGUUGACAUUAAAGGGCCGGAAUUUGAUGUUGAAGGUCCCGAUGCAAAACUCAAAGGACCCAAAUUUAAGCUUCCCUCCAUAUCAGGUCCCACAAUGCCAGAUUGGGACAUUAGUCUGAAAGGGCCCAAAAUGAAGGGAGAUGUCGAUGUGUCAGUUCCAAAGAUCGAGGGUGAUAUAAAAGCUCCCAAGCUAGACAUUGAAGGACCAGAUGUUGACAUUGAAGGCCACAAAGGAGGAUUUAAAAUGCCUAAAUUCAAAAUGCCAUCCUUUGGAGUAAAAGUUCCAAAUGUUGAAGGGCCAGAAGUUGAUGUCAGCCUCCCGAAAGCUGAUAUUGAUAUUAAAGCCCCUGAAUUAGAUAUCAAAGGACCAGAAGUUGACUUUGAGAGUCCUAGUGGCAAGGUCAAAGGACCCAAAUUCAACAUGCCAACCAUUUCAGGACCAAAAAUUUCCAUGCCAGAUGUGGAUUUCAAUCUGAAAGUUCCCAAAGUCAAAGGUGAUGUGGAUGUGUCAGUACCAACAUUUGAAGGAGACAUAAAAGCCCCUGAAGUUGACAUCAAAGGUCCAGGUUUUGAUAUCGAAGGGCCAAAAGGUGGAUUUGAAAUGCCUAAAGUCAAAAUGCCAUCACUGAACAUUAAAGGUCCAAAAGUGGAGGGUCCAGAUGUUGAUGUAAACCUUCCCAAAGCUGACAUUGAUCUGAAAGCACCUGAUAUUGACAUCAAAUCUCCAGAAAUUGACAUUGAAGGCACUGACUCAAAAAUCAAAGGAUCCAAAGUUAAGAUUUCAACCAUAAAAGGACCAAAGAUGCCAGAUUUUGAUAUUGAUAUUGGAGGACCCAAACUCAAAGGUCAUGUGGAUUUGUCAGCUCCAAAGACUGAAGGAGACAUAAAAAUACCUGCCAUUGACAUCAAAGGUCCAGAGUUUGACGUUGAAGGACUUAAGGGUGGAGUCGAAAUGCCUAAAGUUAAAAUUCCAUCAAUGAACAUUAAAGGUCCAAAAUUUAAGGGUCCAGGCAUUGACAUAAACCUUCCCAAAUCUAACAUCGAUUUUAUAGCACCUGAUCUUGAUAUAAACCCUAAGGGGCCUAAAAUCAAAGGAGAGAUUGAUGCUUCAUUGCCCAAAUUGGAAGGAGAUAUCAAAGGUGCAAAUGCUAACAUUAAAGUACCAACCAUCACUAUGGAAGGAGUAAAGACAGGUGUUACGUUUCCUAAGUUCAAAGGUCCUAAGUUUGGAAUGAAAUCCUCAGACGUGGAGGGCCCUGAGUCCAUGGUUAAGACACCCAUGUUCAGUGUAGGAGUAAAAGGUUCCAAAACAGAAGUCAGUCUCCCAGAUACUGAAGCGAGUCUGGACGCCCCUGAUAUUGACAUCAAUGUAAAGGGGAAAAAGGGUAAAUUUAAGCUUCCUAAAGUGAAAGGAAAGGCUAAAAAAACUGAUCUUGACAUAGAAACACCAGCAGUAGACCUGGAUGUAGACACACCCAAUAUCCAUGUCAAAGGAACAAAGACAAAGAAGCCUCUUUUUGGUAAGCUUCAUUUUCCUGAUGUGGAAUUAGACAUCAAAUCACCAAAAGUGAAGGGCGAUGGAUCUUUAUCAGCGGGACUGAAAUCCCCUGACAUAGAUUUGCCCUCUGCUAGCCUGAACACCAGUAUUGAGGGUUCUGGUAUUGACAGUUCAAAUGUUAGUUUGGAAGGGUCAGAUGUGAAAUUAAAGAGUCCUAAUGUUAAAAUGCUAAAUGUGAAAGGUGGAGCAGACAUUGAUGCAAGUAUUUCAGGGCGCAGUGCAAGUGGUGAUCUUCAAUACCCAGAGGGUUCAGUAACAUUUCCCAAAAUCAAGGUACCCAAAUUUGGUAUUGCUCUGCCUCAGCUGGAAGGCCAAGAUGGGGGCAGAAAUGUUGAAUCAGAACUUUCAGCUAGUGGAGGAAUAAACAUACAGUCUCCAUCUGUUAGUUGCCAAGCCGGUUCACAAAAUAUUGAGGUUCCCAGUCCAGAACUGAGGCACAGUGAAGGCAAGGUAAAGGUAAAGAUGUCAAAAUUAUUUGGCAAAUCAAAAGCAAAGGGCAGUAGUGCAGGUGACCUUCGGGGACCAGAGGUAGAAUUAACUACUAGUGGAAAGGGCAGUAAGGUGUCUAAAGACCUAAGUGUACACACUGGGGAACUGAUGGGUGGAAACUUAGAACUAGAGGGUGAUCCUGGACUCAGUGUGUCAACUAAAGGCAAGUCAGCCUCACUGGAUCUAUUCAAGAAGUCAAGGCAUCGGUCUUCUUCUCUGAGUGAUGAAGGGGGGCUUGCAGUCAGUUCUCCUUCAGCUCACCUAGAAGCUGAGGGUGGCGACAUUUCAUUAGACCUAGGAGGAAGCAAAGUCAAAGGAAAGAAAGGCAAGCUGAAGUUUGGCACCUUUGGAGGUUUUGGUUCAAAGUCAAAGGGCUCAUAUGAAGUGACACUUGGUGAGGACAGUGAAGCAGGAGCAGAGGGAAGUGCAAGUGUUUCUCUACCCUCUAAAAAGUCGAGAUUGUCUUCAUCCUCAAGUAGUGACAGUGGUUCAAAAGGUGGUUUUAGGUUCCCAAGAGUUGAACUAUCUGUUUCACCAAAAAAAUGAUUAAUUAUGAAACAACUUAAACUCUCUCAUGUACAAUGAAAUACAUUCCCCUAAUAUGGUAAAUCCUUUAAACUUUAUCUCUUUGAAACCUAAGGGGACAUACACAAUCAUCUCAAUCAGUUAAUCACCAGUAAUUCUUUUUUUUUUUAUCAAUUAGACAGGAGUGCAUGAGAUUGUUUAAAAUCCCUUCAAACUGUAAAUAAGAUUAAUUUGUAUUGUAAUAAUAAAUAUUGUGUUUUUUUGUACAUAGUCCAGAUUUAUUGAAAAUAUGCCAUUUACCAAAUAUUCAUCAAUAGUUUAUUACAGGGUCUGUCAGUUUGUCCUAUUUCAUUCUAUUAAAUGAAUGUUUUUAAUGAACGGGUGUCGUAUAUUUGUAUCCAGGGGUCUAUUGCACAGAACAGAUAGCUACAAUAAUUAUUUUGAAGGAAAUGUUGUUUAUACACCAGACACAAAUAUAAACAGUUACCACUUUUUAUGUAUGAGAUGAUUUCAUUUUCAAGCUUUGAUCUUAUAUAAUCAGUGCAGAAGCAUAUAUAUGCAACAUAGAGCUGGCCCUGUAUAACACAUUCUAAAGAGUGAUGGUGUUGUAUAUACCCUAAUUGCAAAGACAAUCCUUGUUUGGAAACUAUGAACUCUCUAAAAUGCUGUCAGUACUUUUCUGUUCAUUUUUAAGAAAAUUUAUUCAACCUUAAAUUCUAUGCCUUUUACCGAAAAUAUGCAUUUCUCUUAAUUUGUUUUAAACAUGUUUUGCUUCCUAAUCCUGUGUCAUUUUCAUUCUUAUCUGUUUAAUGAUCCUCUGUUAUUUCCUUUGUCACUCUCUCUUUGUACACACCUCUUAUGAUUACGUAAAAACACUGUCACAAAUAAACAGUCACCUUUUGAUGUCA
Xiphias gladius (swordfish) is the source of this 20255-nucleotide messenger RNA. It is a transcript of the gene ahnak, whose product is annotated as AHNAK nucleoprotein. Gene Ontology annotation, biological process: regulation of RNA splicing. Gene Ontology annotation, cellular component: nucleus; cytoplasm; costamere. The transcript has 7 exons. NCBI's taxonomy places the organism in Eukaryota, Metazoa, Chordata, Actinopteri, Istiophoriformes, Xiphiidae. The coding region runs from base 355 to 19368 and encodes 6337 amino acids. The record is from RefSeq and is a predicted model, not a curated record. Gene Ontology annotation, molecular function: protein binding.